Brenthis ino (lesser marbled fritillary) is the source of this 1557-nucleotide messenger RNA. The record is from the annotation of a GenBank genome assembly. NCBI's taxonomy places the organism in Eukaryota, Metazoa, Arthropoda, Insecta, Lepidoptera, Nymphalidae.
AUGAUUAAAAAAACGUUAUUUAUAUCAUUUAUGGUGAUUAUUUUAGUGGCAUGUAAUAUUGAAGGAAAGAAAUUAUCUCGAAGUCGCAGUUCAGGUUCAGGUCGCAGUACUGGAAGAAAAACACAUUACAAUCCUCAGCCGGCCCCUACUUCUAUAAGCCACCCACAGCCAUCAGCACCGAAACCAACACUAUUUGGAUGGCAAGAAAAAUCAGCUCAAAAUGCUAAAACACCAAAUAAUCAAGGUCAUUCGUAUCCAUCAAGUAACACUGGUCUCUCUGGUAACAGUAAACCAAAACAAACAGCAACUCAACAAGACAGUAUACAAAGAAGUAAUGUGCCAUUACAGCAAUCCGCUCCAGCACAAAAUAAUAAUCAUCAAAGUCAUGCGUACCCUGCGAGCAAUAGUAUGUCUGGAAAUAGCAAUUCAGGAACUGGUGUGGGAUAUCCUCAAGGAUCAGGUUUGUCUGGUUCAAAUGCUGCUUCACCACCUCAUCAAGGAAUUAAUUCGCCUAAUAACUAUAAACCUCAAACUUAUCCACAAGGAUCAAAUUCAGGUCUGCCAGGAUCAAACGUAGCUCCUCCUCCUUAUCAAAAUAAUUAUCCAACGAAUAACCAUGGUAAUACAUACCAAAAUCCUCAUGGAGCACCACCUUCUUACAUGAAUUCUGGAAACAAUUUUUAUCAUCCACAAGGGCCACCACCCCCGUACUUUGGACACAACAGUGGCGGAUACGGAGGACAUGGAUAUAGUCCACAGACACCUGGAUAUUUUGGGAAUUAUAUGAAUAGUGGACGGAAUUCUGGAGGUGUAAGUAGAACAGGAAGUGCUUUGACUGGAGUAGGGAUUGCGGGUGCUGGAAUAGGAACUGUUUUAACAGGGUUAGCGUUGUGGAAUUUAGCCAGAUCGACGGGUCAUAAUCAACACACUGUUAUAUAUGAUAAAGGUCAACCUAUUGCUGUUGUACCUGAAGGUAAUACGGCACCUGUAGUUGAUCCUAUUUUAGGAGACUUAGUUAACUGUACAUUGACUAUAAAUAAAGAUAAUGUGACAGAAGUCCUUGCGAUUCCUUGCUCAAUAGCAACUUCAUUUACACCAGACGCGACUGUUAAAGAUGUAAGUAUGAAUGAUAAUGCAGGAGACACCACGAAAUGUACAAUAACUGUAGUAACAAAAGGUGGAAAGGAAUUUAUGACAACUAUACCCUGCUCGGUUCUACUAAAUACAGCAGCACAAAAUAAUGUUACUGAAUCGCCUAUUAUUGAAAACUCGCCGAUCUUGUCAAAUGACACGUCAGUUCCCACAAAUGACACGUCAGUGCCCACAAAUGACACGUCAGUGCCCACAAAUGACACGUCAGUACCUACAAAUGAUAAACUUCUUGCAGAUCAGCCGGCAGAUCUUAAAUUUCCAAAUAUCGAUGUAAAAAAUGAAUCAACAGCUUUAAAUUGCACUCAUGAAGAAGCAGGGGAAAUAAGAGAUCCAAUAAAUCCUUGUUUUAGCCUUAAGCACAACCUUACUGUAAUUCCUUUGCAAGAAAAUGAAAAUCAUAACAAU